Molecule: messenger RNA, 420 nt
Organism: Trypanosoma cruzi
Lineage: Eukaryota; Euglenozoa; Kinetoplastea; Trypanosomatida; Trypanosomatidae
Exons: 1
Coding region: 1-420 (139 amino acids)
Source: RefSeq, a predicted model, not a curated record
AUGCGGUGCGUGCGGAUGUUGGCAACCCGUGGGAAUCCAUCGUGGUAUAACUGCUCAGAUGCAGCUGCUGGCUUGGAAAUUAUAGUUUGCGACAGGGUACUCGAAAUCUUUACGUCUGAUGAGGUUCAGAAGCCUACCGAAGGAGGUACGAUGGAUGAAGGUGUUGUCUUCACGAACAACGUUCCUGCGGACCCUUUGCUCACGGUGGAGGAAUGGUGGGAGGAUGUCGUGGAGAAGGAGGCGGUCACAGGUGAAGUUGUUUUGGCCACAACUCCCGGAGCAGGACGAGGGGGAACGGCAGGAGCACAGACAGGGGAAGUAAUCGGGAGUCUGCCGAAGAUGGAGAAGUGGAAGAGGCUGCUGUGCAGAGUGCACCAACUCUCAGUUCAGAGAAAAGAGCUUUGCCAUCGUCAGCGAUAA